CCUUCCUGUCUCGCUGUACAACACGUGUGCAGUGCACAGUUUCCAGCUAACGGCAACAACAGCGGCCGAACUCCAGCUUCGUCAAACCUCUCGAGGGUUUCUACUGUUUCCUCGCUUGUGCAGGGCUUUGCCGACACAGCCGCCAAGAUGGUGAAGCCUCAGUUCAAGGGGCGAAGCUCCAUCAACCCCGGGUCGUCCAGCAGCAACCCCGAUCGGGUCAAAAGUGCUGUUGCGACCAACCUGAGGGACCGAGCCACGAUCAAGCGUCUGAAUAUGUACAGACAGACACAGAGAUGUAAUGACCGUGGAAAAGUCAUCAGACCUUUGUCGUACCAGUCCACAGUGGCUCCAGGGACUCAAGCCCGAGUGGAACCCAACAUCAAAUGGUUUACAAAUACCCGUGUGAUCAAGCAGUCAUCUCUCCAGAAGUUCCAGGAGGAGAUGGGAGCGAUACAGAAGGAUCCAUAUCGUGUGGUGAUGAAACGCAGCAGACUCCCCAUGUCUCUUUUGCACGACAGAGUCAAAGCCCAUAACUCCAAGGUGCACAUUCUCGACACAGAAGGUUUCGAGACCACGUUUGGACCAAAGGCUCAGAGGAAAAGGCCCAGUCUCAUGGUGGGGGACGUGAAAGACCUCAUCGAGAAGGCUGAGGCCUCGGCCCUGAGCUACAGCGCCGAGAAGGACAGGGACCUGGUGGUCGAGGACACAGGAGUCCGGGACGAAGCACGUGAGGAAAUCUUCAAGAAGGGUCAGUCCAAGAGGAUCUGGGGAGAACUUUACAAGGUGAUCGACUCGUCUGACGUUAUCAUCCAAGUGCUCGAUGCCCGUGAUCCAAUGGGAACACGCUCCAAAAGUAUAGAGUCCUACAUGAAGAAGGAGAAACAGUGGAAACAUCUGAUCUUUGUACUAAACAAGUGUGAUCUCAUCCCCACCUGGGUCACGAGACAGUGGGUUGCCCUUUUGUCCCAGGAGCACCCCACUCUGGCGUUCCAUGCCAGUCUCACCAACUCCUUUGGUAAAGGUUCUCUCAUCCAGCUGCUCAGGCAGUUUAGCAAGCUCCACACGGACAAGAAGCAGAUAAGUGUGGGAUUCAUUGGUUACCCUAAUGUGGGAAAGAGCUCGGUCAUCAACACGCUGCGCUCCAAGAAGGUCUGCAACGUGGCACCGCUCGCUGGAGAAACCAAGGUGUGGCAGUACAUCACUUUGAUGAGGCGCAUCUUCCUCAUCGACUGCCCCGGUGUGGUCUACCCUUCAGGCGAUAGUGAAACCGAUAUCGUCUUGAAAGGAGUGGUCCAAGUGGAGAAGAUCAAGAACCCAGAGGAGCACAUUGAGGGCGUACUGGAGCGGGCCAAGCCAGAAUACAUUCAGAAAACCUACCGCAUCCCGGUCUGGGAGAAUGCUGUAGACUUUCUUGAGAAGCUGGCAUGUCGCAUGGGGAAACUUCUCAAGGGCGGUGAACCAGAUAUCCAAACAGUCUCCAAAAUGGUGUUGAACGAUUGGCAGAGAGGACGUAUCCCCUUCUUUGUGAAACCUCCUGGAGUUGAGGGGGAUUACGAGGGGCGGUUGCUAGCGGAAGGAGCCUCACAGGCAACUGAGGCAGUGCAGGAGGAACAACCAGAAAAUCCAGAUGCCACGGCGGAGGAAAAGGAGAAACACCAGCAGAGGCAGAAGGAGCAGGUCCAGAAGAUUCUCUCCAAUGUGCGACAGAACUUUGGCAAGAUCAACGUGGCACCCGAGUUCACAGAGGAGGACUUGGUUCCCGUCGAGAUACCUGAGCUGGAAAUGUCGGACUUCUCUGGCUCUGAGGACGAUGAAAAUUGUGGCGAAGAAGAAGAUGAAGAAGACGAAGAGAAGGGAGAAGAGGACACAACCGCAGUUGAGCAACCUGAUGGAGAAAUCAAGGACUCUGAUGCAACAACCGCUCAGACUGGCGAAGCAAGCGACAGCAAGAAUUCACGCGAGGUCAUCCGUGAGCUGGAUGAGAAGAUCGCCAAAUACAAGCAGUUUCUGGACCGCGCCAAAACCAAGCGCUUCUCUGCAAUCCGGAUACCCAAGGCAAUGUCUGACAAAGCACUCGUAGACAUCAAGGCGAAAACAGCAGCAGAUCAGAUUAAAGCGAGAGUCCAUUUAGGCAAAAAGAGGAGAGCUGAGGAAGAAGAGGAACCGGCACAGGCGCACAGACUGAGCUCUAAGCAGAGAAGAGCGAUGGAUCGUGCAGGGAGGAUUAAGAGAGUUGGCGUUCGCUAUUACGAGACGCACAAUGUGAAAAACAAGAACAAGAACAGAAAGGCCCCAGCAGCAGCCACAGAGGGCGGGAGGACCAAGCGAUCAAAGCACUAAGGAUGGAGUUAUAUAACACAACAUGUGUAAUAGAUCUUUAUUUCAUUUGGCCAAAUAAGGCCAAGCUUUUGAUUGGAAAAGUACAGUUGAUAAAAGGUGGAAUUCUAACUUGAGUGUUUAAUGGUCUUUAUGAAGUGGCCACGUGAUGCCUUAUUCAGACUGUCACUCAGGACAAUGAAGUCAUUUUUGCCUUUUGGACUUUCUUUUUCCCUCGACCCCUCUGUGUUUGAAUGACAUUUCAUUCGUCAUUUACAGGUCUAAUGCUCUCUUGACGCUUAAGAGAUAUCUACAGUGAUAAUUUUAAACUGUAAUUGUCAUAAAGAAAAAGAAAAUAUUUGUUUUCAUUAUACAAAUGGGGAAAUGGUU
Molecule: messenger RNA, 2706 nt
Organism: Platichthys flesus (European flounder)
Lineage: Eukaryota; Metazoa; Chordata; Actinopteri; Pleuronectiformes; Pleuronectidae
Gene: gnl2
Product: G protein nucleolar 2
Exons: 16
Coding region: 148-2340 (730 amino acids)
Cellular component (GO): nucleolus
Molecular function (GO): GTP binding
Source: RefSeq, a predicted model, not a curated record